AUGCCUCUUCCAAUCUUCAAACAACCAAACGAUGGCGAAGAGGAGAUGAAGAAGAGCUGGAUUCGUCACGAAAAACUGUGUGCUCAAUUAGAAGCGUGCUCGCUGGAUUUGAAGCAAAACGAGGCGCAGAUGGAUAUUCUGACAGAGACUGGAAGUGAAUUGAAGGAGAAACACAAAAAGAUAAGAGGAUUGUUGGAGAAUGCAAAGGCGAAAGGUGAGUUGUUGGAACUUUUGGAGAUCUAGAGAUCUGGGGGCUUUCUGAUUUCAAAAUUUGAAUUUUCUGAAUUCAGGGAUCAUCUUUAAGUUCAAAAAUUUGAAAUUUAAAAAUUUCCUAGCUUCCAACUUUUGAAAAUUUCCUGAAUUUCAAACUUUUCCCUGAAGACUAUAAAUUUCUGAAAAUUCCAGAAUUUCAAAAAAAAAUUGAAUUCGGGUUACUGUAUCCAAAUGACGAAAAUUCUGGUUUCAAAAUAAAAAUUUACGCGCCAAAUUUCAGAAUUUCAAAAAAUGUUCUGGCUUCUCUGGCUUUUCUGCGUCUCUAUCUUUCUAAUUUCACUAACCCUCUAUCUCUCUGCGUCUCUUACUUUCCCCUGUUCUCUAGUUUCUCCAGCUUCUCUGUGUCUCUGCGUCUCUAACCCUAUAAUUGCUAUCCUCUUUAGAGCUAUCUAAAUAUAACCCUCUAGCUUCUCUGCGUCUCUAACUCUUCUCUCUAUCUCUAGCCUCUCUAGCUUCUCUGUGUCUCUCAAACAUUGUGCUCUCUAGCUUCACUGAUUAUCUCUGCGUCUCUAACCCUUCUCCCUAUCUCUCUUUAUCUCUAGCCUCUCUAGCCUCUCUGCGUCUCUAUCUCUCUAGCUUCUCUAACUUCUCUGUUUUCUCUGCGCCUUUUCAUAUGCUCUUGUUCUCUACCCUCUCUAGCUUCUCUGCGUCUUUCCAACAUCAUUCUCUCUAGCCACUCUAGCCUCUCUAGCCUCUCUAGCCUCUCUAGCCCCUCUAGCCUCUCUGUUUUCUCUGCGCCUCUUCACAUGCUCUUGUUCUCUAGCUCUCUAGCUUCUCUGCGUCUCUCCAUCUCUCCAUCUCUCUCCAUCCGUGACUUUUGACUUUUCUUGAUUGUUUGUGAGCAGAAAAAAAGUAGAAAAAUGUCAAUGUCUAUAUUUUAUUCCCCCCUAAUUGCUAGUUUCCCCCAUGUCACUUUCAGUCAAGUCACCAACCGAAAAAAAGAAGGAAAAUUAUAGAUAGAAAAGGGAUUUCUGCAGAUCAACAAGAAGAGUUGACGCAACUCUCGAAGGAGAUUGAAAACGUGGAAACGCAGACGCGUGUCUGGUUGAAUGAGUUACACGAAGUGCAUGAUAAACGAGUGGAAAUUGAUGUGAGUUUGGAUGUUUUUUUGCAGGGGGAAAAUGGAAAUGAGAUGAAUAAUUAAGCAGAGAAAGGACAUUUGAGUGAAAGAAAAAUUGAAAAAUAAUGAUGAAAAUUGAGGGGGUUAAAGGCACAUACAGUAUAAACAUCAGCUAGAUAGUUAGAGACGCAGAGAACCUGGCCGCUGACGCGGAAGCUUGCGAUUUACACUCGCCCAGAGCGCUCGAUUAGAGAUCAUGUGGGAUUUAGAGACGCAGAGGAGUCAGAGAGCUAAGGACGCAGAGAAACCAGACGCCUAGAGAGCUAGAGACGCAGAGAAACUGGCCGCUGCGCGGAAGAUAGUGCCGCUGACGCGGAAGCUUGCGGUUUACACUCGCUCCUAUCGACUAGAGAGCAUGUGGGAUUGAGAGACGCAGAGAAACCUGAAGGCUAGAGACGCAGAGGGCUAGAGAUGCAGUUAAACUGGCCGCUGCGCGGAAGCUUGCGGUUUACACUCGCUCCGCUCGACUAUAGAGCAUGUGGGAUUGAGAGACGCAGAGAAACCUGAAGGCUAGACAGCUAGAGAGCUAGAGUCGAAAAGAAGUCAGAGAGCUAGAGAGCUAGAGUCGAAAAGAAAUCAGAGAGCUAGAGAUGCAGAGACAUCAGACGGCUAGAAAGUUAGAGACGCAGAGAAACUAGCCGCUGCGCGGAAGUAUGCGGUUUACACUCGCUCCGCUCGACUAGAGAGCAUGUGGAAUUGAGAGACGCAGAGGAGUCAGAGAGCUAGAGAUGCAGAAAAAACAGAGAGCUAGUGACGCAGAGGAACCAGACAGCUAGAAAGUUAGAAAGUUAGAGACGCAGAGACAUCAGACAGAUAGAGAUAUCAGACAGUCAUAGAGCUAGAGUCAAAGAGAAAUCAGAAAGCUAGAGACGCAGAGAAAAUUCCCCCCGAAAAAAUACGUUUCAAAUUUUCAAUAUCUCUAAAAUUUGGCUGUUUAAACGAUACCACCUCGUCAGUUUGUUCAAAAACAAAAUUAAGAACGCUGUGAAAACACCGUGACGCAAAAAUGCACAGAAAUCUUGGGAGCCUGGAAUUUGGGAGCUCUGAAGAUCUUAGGAAUGCUGAAGAUCUUAAAAUUACGAACCUGGAAGAUCUUAGGAACCCUAGAAUGUUAAGAACCCGGAAAUCCAGGCAGCUUCUUGAUCUUCAAAAAAUAUUCUAAAUAGAUUUCUGGUAGAUCUUGGGUCUUGAGCUUCUUGAAGUUCAGAAGUUCAGAAGUUAGAGCUGGUACUUACUCGAUCUUGGGAUUUUUUAGGAUCCUAAGGUUCUUCAGAACCCUAAAGAUCUUAAGAACCAUGAACUUCUUCAGAACCUUGAAGAUCUUAGAAAUCCCCAAAACCGUUUAUUUUUCCAGUGUCAAAUGAUUCGACUAGGCGCCGAGGUGAAGAAAAACGAAACCUACGUUCAAUUAGCAUGUAUAGACAUUGAAAGAAUGGAAUUGCGACAUGAGAUCAGGUAACUUCCCUAAUUUCUUUAAGAGUUUUUAAGGCCUUAACUGCUUUAAGAGCUCUAUUUUUAUUUAUUUUUGUUUCAGAUGGAAGAAAUUCCUGCAAAACAGCAAAUAA
Caenorhabditis angaria is the source of this 2958-nucleotide messenger RNA. The record is from the annotation of a GenBank genome assembly. Lineage: Eukaryota; Metazoa; Nematoda; Chromadorea; Rhabditida; Rhabditidae.